UGCCUGCCACGCGUCCCAGUUCAGUCCGGUCAGCCUGCUGACACACUGAGGGGCCUACACUGGGCCUGAGAGUGCUGCUUUGGGAAACAUGAAUAUCCUAUUCAGACUAGCAGUUUUCCUUAGCCUCUGGGGUUGUUCCGGUGCUCAGGAACAAACAAAAGAAGAAACCACUGAGGAAGUGAAAAUAGAAGUUUUGCAUCGUCCAGAAAACUGCUCCAAAACAAGCAGGAAAGGAGACCUGCUAAAUGCCCAUUACGAUGGCUACUUGGCUAAAGAUGGCUCCAAAUUCUACUGCAGCCGGACACAAGAUGAAGGCCACCCUAAAUGGUUUGUUCUUGGUGUUGGACAUGUCAUAAAGGGGCUGGACAUUGCUAUGAUGAACAUGUGCCCUGGAGAAAAGAGAAAGGUGAUUAUACCUCCUUCAUUUGCAUAUGGGAAAGAAGGCUAUGCAGAAGGCAAGAUUCCACCCAAUGCAACUCUGAUGUUUGAGAUUGAACUUUAUGCCGUGACCAAAGGACCACGAAGCAUUGAAACAUUUAAGGAAAUUGACACGGAUAAUGACCGGCAACUCUCCAAAGCUGAGAUAGAGCUUUACUUACAGAAGGACUUUGAAAAAGAUGCCAAACCCCGUGACAAGUCAUAUCAAAAGGCAGUUUUGGAAGAUAUCUUUAAGAAAAAUGACCACAAUGGAGACGGCUUCAUUUCUCCCAAGGAAUACAAUGUGCACCAACAUGACGAGCUAUAAAUUUAUUUACUUCUCUGUUUGUUUGCUUUUAAAAAAAAUCACUGUUCCCUAUGUUGUAGUUAUACCUAUUUUCCCUUAUGAGGAGAUACUUGUUUCUUUCAAUAAACUUAGUUUCGGUGUAAUAAUGU
Messenger RNA from Arvicanthis niloticus (Nile rat), 873 nucleotides. It is a transcript of the gene Fkbp7, whose product is annotated as FKBP prolyl isomerase 7. The record is from RefSeq and is a predicted model, not a curated record. Gene Ontology annotation, molecular function: peptidyl-prolyl cis-trans isomerase activity; calcium ion binding. NCBI's taxonomy places the organism in Eukaryota, Metazoa, Chordata, Mammalia, Rodentia, Muridae.